Messenger RNA from Scophthalmus maximus (turbot), 4792 nucleotides. RefSeq names its product F-BAR and double SH3 domains protein 2. Gene Ontology annotation, cellular component: recycling endosome; neuromuscular junction. Gene Ontology annotation, biological process: regulation of actin filament polymerization; neuromuscular synaptic transmission. The record is from RefSeq and is a predicted model, not a curated record. The transcript has 20 exons. The coding region runs from base 349 to 2640 and encodes 763 amino acids. Gene Ontology annotation, molecular function: protein binding. NCBI's taxonomy places the organism in Eukaryota, Metazoa, Chordata, Actinopteri, Pleuronectiformes, Scophthalmidae.
UGUUUUUUUUUUCUUUUUCGGCGCUUUUAUUUUUGCGGAAGUAGUACUUUAACCGAGGCUCUUAUUUUGGAGACGCUGACAGGAAGUGUGCGUGUGGUGUCACUGCGGUGGGCUCGACGUGACGUGUGUUUUCUGUGCCCCGGGGCCACAGGCUUUUUCAUCGGGACUCACUCGGGACUCACUCGCUCCUCUGUCGGACUCACUCGCCAUGGCCGCUUGAUACGGGGCUGAAACACUCCCCCCCUCCUCCCCGUGUGUGUGUGUGUUGUUUUUUCAUUCUUCUUCGACGUUUACACAAACUUUUUUCUCCAGAUCAACUCUCGUGUCUUUGCAUGUGCAGGGACGAGGAUGCAACCUCCACCGAGAAAGGUCCGGGUCACCCAGGAGCUGAAACACACUCACGCGGAGCAGACGAGCAGAUUACACAUCAAACACCAGGCGGAGUGCGACCUGCUGGAGGACCUGAGGAGUUUUAGCCAGAAGAGGGCAGCUGUGGAGAGAGACUACGCCCAGGCGCUGCAGAAACUGGCCAAUCAGUAUCUGAAGAGGGAGUGGCCCGACAGUCCCACAGAGGAGCAGGAAGACCACAGGAACAUGUUCUGUGUGUGGAGGGCCUACCUGGAGGGCACAGUCCAGGUGACCCACUCAAGAAUCGCCACCUGUGAGAACUACAAGGUCCAGGUUGCUGAGCCGACCAAGACGGCCCGGCUGCAGAAGGAGCAGCAGCUGAGGAAGUGCGUUGAGCAGCUGACGGCGGCGCAGGCCGAGCUGCAGGAGUCGGUGAAGGAGCUGACGAAGAGCAGGAAGAAAUACCAGGAGGCCGAGACGAUGGCGCAGGCAGUGAGAGAGAAGGCCGAGCUGGACGCCAAGUCCAAGUUAAGUCUCUUCCAGUCCAGGUCCAGUCUGCAGAGGGCAAGUGUGAAGCUCAAAGCCAAGCGGAGCGAGUGUAACUCCAAAGCCACUCACGCCAGAAACGACUACCUUCUCACGUUAGCGGCCGCUAACGCUCACCAGCAGCGCUUCUACGACACGGACCUUGUGGACUGCAUCAAGGUGUUGGACGGCAGGAUCUACGAGCAGGUGAAAGAUUACCUGGCGUCUCUGUGUGAGACGGAGCUGGAGACGUACCAGGCCGUGCACGACACCUUCAGCCAGCUCCUGAGCAGCUCCAAUGGGGUGCUGCAGGAGUUUCACCAGCAGCUGUUUGCUCAGAAGAACGCCGUGUUCCAACAAGCCCCCGACUUCCUGUACCAGCCCAUCGACUCGGAUACGGUGAUGCAGCUGCAGAAGGAGAGCGGGACGUCGGAGGAGCACAGUCUGGACAAGGAGGCGAGGAAAUGGGCGAGUCGCGUGGCCCGAGAGUACAAGAGCAUCAUCCACACACAGAGGGCGCUGGAGGAUUAUGGGACGCAGGAGUCGUCGGAGCAAAACAACAGUGAGCUGGAGACGAAGAUGGAGGUCGCCAGGCAGAGUCUUCGGAGGGCAGAGACGGUGAAGGUGAAGGCAGAGGCUCGUCUGGACCUGCUGCGGCAGGCGGGGGUCGCCGUGGAGACGUGGCUGAAGAGCGCCAUGAACCAGGUGAUGGAGGAGCUGGAGAACGACCGCUGGAACAACCUCAGCACCCACGAUCCUUCGCUCUCUGGGACGGCAGAUCUGGAGCGGGAGGACGAGGAGGAGAUGGAGGACAGCGGUGAAGUGUUGGACGACAGCAGCUCCAGUCCGUCCAGCACCUUGAAGAACUAUCCCCUCACCUGCAAAGUGCUCUACUCCUACAAGGCGUCUCAGCCUGAUGAACUGACCAUCGAGGAGCAGGAAAUCCUGGAGGUCAUCGAUGACGGAGACAUGGAGGACUGGCUCAAGGCCAGAAACCGCAGCGGACAGAUCGGCUACGUCCCGGAGAAAUACCUGCAGCUGCCGUCGUCCAACAGCCUGCUGAGCAUGCUGCAGUCUCUGGCCGCGCUGGACGCCCGCUCGCACUCCUCCAGCAACUCCACCGAACCCGAGACCGAGCUGCCGACCGCCUCCGUCAACGGAGACUCCAGCGUGUCGUUCGCGAAGGCGCUGUACGACUACGCGGGACAGACAGGGGACGAGCUGUCGUUCCCCGAAGGCGCCAUCAUCCGCAUCCUGAGCAGAGAGACGCACGAGGACGACGGCUUCUGGGAGGGAGAGUUCAACGGCGUCGUGGGCGUCUUCCCCGCGGUUCUGGUGGAGGACCUCACGGGCGGUGGCGGGGGCGGCGGCAGCGAGAACGGAGACGGACAGAGAGACGCCCAGGCCUCCCCGUCCCCCUUGGCGCAGUGCGACCGCUCCCCUCGCAGUCCCUUCCAGCCGGGGCCCCUCCACAGCAGCCCCCUGCAGACGCCCACCGUGUCCUCCCCUCUGGCGAGCCCCUGCAGCGCCACCGCCUCUCCCAUUGGCCGACCGCCCGCCUAUCACAACGGACACCACAGGCCGCCGCCAGCGCCGCACAACAAGAGCCCCUUUCAGAGUCCAGUACAAGGUUCCACACAACCGCCCAAAUACCCAGAGAGCGGAUCAGGAACCAUCCGACCCGUCCGCGCUGCUCCUCCGCCCCCGAAGCAGCAUCCUCGUGGGCAGGUGAAGCGGCGGGAGGAGGUGGAGAUCACGCUGGUGUGAGGUCGGCGCCCGGGUGGUGACGGCGACGGCUCCGUUCAACAACCAGCCGGGAUCCGAGCGCACUCCCACAGGAAACUGUUCCUGCUCUGACAUUAGAUCAUGUUGCUCUUUUGUUUCACCUGCCACCAGAUCAACAGUGACUUUGUUGCUGCCGCAACACAAGGUGCAACACAUUGUGGACGGUAACGUACAUAGACAGGAAACUUAGACCCCGCCCCCCUGAAGACGCCCGUCGGCCGGGAGACGCCCUUCCCCUCCGCCCUCACAGGCUGCGGAGGAACACUGUGCCUUUCGUGUUUCGCUUCUUCUCCUUGUUCAGUUUUCCCCGUUUCUCCCAGGGUUUUGUCAACGUUGCGUUGAGCGAAAUUCUUCCUGUCGAGUUACUUGCGCGAGAACACAAAGAUUAACGCGCGUGAACGCGAAUUCUUAUCGAUGUUGUAGGAACGAUGUCACACGUCACCCACGAUCUCACAGGUCUUUCCCUCUUUAUUCCCAUGAAGCUGUUUCUAUGCAACAGGUGUUAAUGUUCGGCCUCGUGUUGUGAACACGUCGCCGUUCAUACGCAAACCAAAAGUGCGGCCGUCUCCGCGCUCGAUGGAAGCGCCAGCGGCAGGCGAGGCUGGUCCUCGCCGCCGACACACGGACGGCAACAAGCGGCUACGCAAACAAGGGAAAAGUGGCAAUUUUAGUCGAGCGACCGUCGUCGUCGUCAGUAGAGGAGAAUCUCCUAGGAAACGUUUGAUCAAAAAGGAGUAAUAAGCAUUUUGACAGUUCGUGCUUCGAACCCCCUGCUCCUUGUCUGUUCUUUGCACCGAGCGCGAGGAAGCGCCUGAGCGUUCAAAAGGGGCGGUAAGCGAUUUCAAUCCAAUACACUUUGUUGAUCAAGUUCAGCGAAUAUCUCAUCGCGGUCCGCUGAUUCAAAACAAAAAAAAAAAUGGUGCAGACCGCACCACACAACACUGUGUGUUCAGUCUGUAAACAUCACGCGUUGACACCUUAAGAGACGUGCUAGCCACGGGCGCUACGACUGCGCUCAGGGGUUUUGGCCCCGUGGUGAGGGGCAGGAAGCGGUUUUGGAGAGAGCUUGUUUCUCUCUUUGUUGUUGUUGUGAUGUUGCUGCUCUGUCCAGGCGACUAUUAGCAGGAAACGUGUUUUGCUUCAGAAUCGCUCGCCGCCCCUUUAAGGGAGCGACGUAGUUCGACAGUAAAUACCUAGUCUGACUCUUCUUUUUUUCCCCUCUUGUGCUGUAAUAAAUAAAGACCUAGAAAGUGUUAUUAUGACUCAGUGAAGUUUGACUGGUCCGUCGAGGAGCAGGUCGCAGUCGGUGACGGUUGAACACUGUGCAGUCUAACAAACACGCCUUUAUUUCUUAAGGAGGAAACCAUCCCGAGCUGCUAGCUAGUCCGAUAAAAAGAAUAAGAAAAGAAAAAAUGUAAAAAAUCUAUACUGUCAUAGUGAAGCACUUUUUGCCGUCUUCUUAUUCCUCUUCAGUAUUUGUGGAUGCUUCGUUGUUUUGUUCAAUAUUUCUCGUGUGCCGUUUUUUGUUUACCUGAUAUAUUGGUAUGAAUACGUUUAUCGGCUCUCGCGUUAUUUAGCCUUUAAUAGCCCUCGUAGUGUCUUCGGUUGAGACGUGACCCUCUGAUCGUAUUGUUUUUGAAAUAUUAAUAGUUUACAGAGAGCUUGGAGAUGGAUAUCUGUACAAACAAUAGCACAGCUUUUGUUUUUGUUUGUGUUUUUUUGUUGUUUCUUAUAGAAUUAGGAUAAAAACCUAUAAGAGCGUAGUGGGGCUGGAUCAGAGGAAGAGAGAGAGAUAUCCGUCAGCCGCGUCGCUGUGUUCCCGUUGAUCUCCUUGAGAUCUGAAUGACAUCAAACUUAUUUUUGAAGUUUGCAUUUACCCUGUUGUAUUAACAAAAAAAUUAAAAUUAAAAAUACAUUUUUAAAAAAAGGAGAUCUUUUCACAACAAGAGAAGUUGUUUUUUGUUUAACUUGCUACUGGUCCUGGUUCCACGCUAAGUCUGACGCUGAACUGUCAGUGACGCUGAACUGUCAGUGACGAACUGCCUUGUCGAGUGUCAUUUACACACCGGUGGAUGUUUAACUGUAUUUAUUGUGUACAAAUAAAUGUGAAAUAAAGAUAGCUUACCUGAAACAA